CUUUAUACAGGAUACGUUUCCGGAUACUGGGAUCGAUGUGGAAGCUUCCUCACUCACUUUUGCAUUUUCGCCGAGCCCCACAGCAACCCUUUCAGAAGCAUUAUGCUCAGCCAACAACGUGCCGUCACGAAGGCUCUUCGCCACACCCAAGCUCGCUUCGCCAGCACGAUCAAGAAGGUUCAUGCGCGUGAAAUCAUUGACAGUCGCGGCAACCCCACUGUGGAAGUUGACUUGACGACCGAGCAAGGUCUGUUCCGCGCGUCUGUCCCGUCAGGAGCGUCCACGGGCAUCCACGAAGCCGUGGAGUUGCGCGAUGGUGGCAAGCGUUACUUGGGCAAGGGUGUGAUCCAAGCCGUGAACAACGUGAAGAACAUCAUUGGCCCCAAGUUGGAAGGGAUGGACCCGACGAACCAAUCGGAAAUCGACCUCUUGAUGAAGCAAUUAGACGGCACGGACAACAAGGGCAACUUGGGCGCGAAUGCCAUCCUGGGGGUGUCGUUGGCCGUCGCCAAGGCCGGUGCGCGUGCCAAGAGCAUCCCGCUGUUCCAGCAUUUUGCCGACUUGUCUGGCAACGACAAGCUCGUGCUCCCCGUGCCCUCGUUCAACGUGAUCAACGGUGGGUCGCAUGCCGGCAACCAAUUGGCGUUUCAAGAGUUUAUGAUUCUCCCCACGGGUGCGGAAUCGUUCUCGGAAGCCAUGGUCAUGGGAUGUGAAGUGUACCACCACCUGAAGGGUGUGAUCAAGAAGAAGUACGGCCAAGAUGCGACAAACGUCGGCGAUGAAGGCGGGUUCGCCCCCAACAUCCAAAGCAACCACGAAGGGGUCGAAUUGCUCAUGCUGGCGAUUGAAAAGGCGGGGUACACUGGCAAAAUCGGCAUCGGCAUGGACGUGGCGUCGUCUGAAUUUUACACGGAAAGCAAGCACUACGACUUGAACUUCAAGAACCCCGGCAGCAAGGAAGCGCCGUUGACGGGCGAGCAGUUGGGUCAAUUGUACAAGGACCUGGCCAAGGAGUUCCCCAUCAUUUCCAUCGAAGACCCGUUCGACCAAGACGACUGGGAGCACUACUCGGCGUUCACGGCCGCGAUUGGCACGGACGUCCAAGUCGUCGGCGACGACCUGCUCUGCACGAACCCGACCCGCAUCGCCAAGGCGGUCGGCAUCAAGGCGUGCAAUGCGCUGCUGCUCAAGGUCAACCAGAUCGGAAGCGUGAGCGAAAGCAUCCAAGCCGUCAAGGACGCCAAGGCCGCGGGCUGGGGCGUCAUGACUAGCCACCGCAGCGGGGAAACCGAAGACUCGUACAUUGCCGACUUGGCAGUCGGGCUCAGCACCGGUCAGAUCAAGACCGGCGCGCCGUGCCGUUCGGAGCGACUGGCCAAGUACAACCAACUGCUCCGCAUCGAAGAAAUGCUCGGUCGCAGCGCCGUGUACGCGGGCAAGCACUUCCGAAACCCCCACGAGGCUUAGAUUAGGCCAGAUGAAACAUGAAAAGUGUUUGUGAUAUUAAAUCGAUUGGCGAGCGACCGACCGACAAGCGUGUAUGCACAAGGAUUAGGAGCCGUAGAGGACGAGGAAGGAAGGCUAGGAGGCAGAAUUUGAGUGGCUUGCAGGAGAGGACACUUGAGGGCUGUCGUUGGUGCAAAACGUUACGUCAGCAACAUAACGUCAUAAUCCCACUCUCGAGGAUGGGUGCUUCGUCCAUGG
Messenger RNA from Aphanomyces astaci, 1704 nucleotides. RefSeq names its product enolase. Gene Ontology annotation, biological process: glycolytic process. Bases 103 to 1467 code for a protein of 454 amino acids. Gene Ontology annotation, cellular component: phosphopyruvate hydratase complex. The transcript has a single exon. Gene Ontology annotation, molecular function: magnesium ion binding; phosphopyruvate hydratase activity. The record is from RefSeq and is a predicted model, not a curated record. NCBI's taxonomy places the organism in Eukaryota, Oomycota, Saprolegniomycetes, Saprolegniales, Verrucalvaceae.